UCUGUGCAGCCUCUGCAACUGGGGAGGAGCACAGCCACAGGGGCGCCAAGAGCAGAACAUCUCAGGGCCAGGGCUCACAGGUCCAGGGAACACCAGUGCCUGUGGGAGCAACAGGACAGGCACUGUGCAGGACCCCGGCUCAGGACCCAUCCCCGUCCUGCAGAGCCAGGGAGAAGCUGAGUCCUUAUGGCACAGGAUGGCACCAGGGCGAGGGGCUGCUUCUGGCUGCAGGGCACGGGGGGUGUGCAUGGCCACCCAGACUGCGCUCUGCAAGGCAGCGGCGGGGCACCGACAGCUGGUGCUGCAAUUGGGGAGCAGCGCUGAUGGCCCCCAGCUGCGCGAGGAGCGGCACAGGAGGAGCGCGGAGGUGCGGGAGCUCAGUGUCGGGCUGCAGAGCGCACUGCUGGCGUGGCUGCGGCAGGCAGCAGGCCCUCAGGAGCGGCGAGAGCUGGAGCGGCUGUGGGUGCUCUUCCUCUCUGCCCUGGAGCUUUUCCUGCAGGACCUGUGCUGCGCCCACCACCUCUGCAGUAUCUUCUCCCCAGGGGUGGGUGGUGUCACCCCACUGCGCACUGGGCUGGGGGGGUGGCGAGGUGGGGGUCCUGAGCUGCCCCCAGCCCCCCCAUGCUUGGAGGAGGAGAUGGAGCAGGUGAAGGCAAUGCUGGUGGAGAUGGAGAGCACGGCCAACAUCCCACUAUGGACAGUGGAAUCCAUGCAUGUGGUGGGGCCAGGAGAGGGCACAGCCCCCGUGUCCUGCAGGCCAGGGCCUGGCACUGGGUCUUGCUGCAGAGUGCUGUGAGCUGCGGGCAGGAAAUGCAGGGUUGACUUGGUUCAGGAGGAUGGGACCCCAUGUGCCCCGGGAGCUUCUCCUGCAGGGCAGUAAUAAAGCCCCACACUACCUGA
Molecule: messenger RNA, 900 nt
Organism: Lagopus muta (rock ptarmigan)
Lineage: Eukaryota; Metazoa; Chordata; Aves; Galliformes; Phasianidae
Product: regulator of G-protein signaling 9-binding protein-like
Exons: 2
Coding region: 197-796 (199 amino acids)
Biological process (GO): G protein-coupled receptor signaling pathway
Cellular component (GO): neuron projection
Source: RefSeq, a predicted model, not a curated record